Molecule: messenger RNA, 617 nt
Organism: Prorocentrum cordatum
Lineage: Eukaryota; Dinophyceae; Prorocentrales; Prorocentraceae
Source: the annotation of a GenBank genome assembly
GUCGACGAGGAGAAGACUGGAGCCUUGGACAGAGGCGCUGUUUUGCAGGUGCUGCACAACAUCAUAGAUCAGCAGCUCAAGACUGCAAGGGAGGAUGGAGCCAAGACGAAGCAGGACAUUGCCAAGCAGCAGGCGGCGCUGGAGAGACGAUGUCGAGAAGAGCGCUCGAAGGUGGUCGGCGCGCCCCUCGAGGGCGUGACGCCCGAGGCGCUGGAUCGCGCGCUGGCGCUCCGCAUGGGCAGCAGCGCGGGCCCAGUGAUGGCCGGCAUGCUGAUUGGUUAUAUGGAGAUACCAGUGACGUGUCUUACCGUCAUGAAGGCACUCGUCAUGGAGUAUUGGAAGCACAGGGCCGAGAAGGGAAGCGUUCGGCUGAUAUCUGGUGCCUCUGCGUGUGGGUUUCCGCAUUUGCCGUUUGCCAUUUCAAGGAUGACGUGGAGCUCCUGGACGCCAGGGUGGCGCUACUGUUCCACACUGCGGGCAGCAAGGACGGGACGCUGGCGUUGGAGGGGCUCUGCAUCGACAGCAGCACUGACAGCACGGAGGCUCCGGACGCCAGCGCGGAACAAAGGACUUCGUCAAGGGCUACAUGGCUUUCUUCGACAGCGCCCCGCGGGUGA